This is a messenger RNA of Vombatus ursinus (common wombat), 1035 nucleotides long. It is a transcript of the gene SHISAL1, whose product is annotated as shisa like 1. Lineage: Eukaryota; Metazoa; Chordata; Mammalia; Diprotodontia; Vombatidae. The coding region runs from base 16 to 633 and encodes 205 amino acids. The transcript is spliced from 4 exons. The record is from RefSeq and is a predicted model, not a curated record.
AAUGACAGCCAAACGAUGACAAGUUGUGGCCAACAGUCCUUGAAUGUGCUCACGGUCAUUCUCUCAUUGCUGUUCUCAGCAGCGCUGUCCGCACACUUCAGAGUCUGUGAGCCCUACACCGACCACAAAGGUCACUACCACUUUGGUUUCCAUUGUCCCCGGCUUUCCGACAACAAAACUUUCAUCCUGUGCUGUCACCAUAACAACACGGUCUUUAAAUACUGCUGCAACGAGACGGAGUUCCAGGCGGUGAUGCAAUUGAAUCUCACCAGGCAAUCCGAAGGCUACAUGCAUAACAACUACACAGCCUUGCUGGGCGUCUGGAUCUACGGCUUCUUCGUGGUCAUCUUGCUGGUGUUGGACCUUUUGUAUUACUCGGCCAUGAACUACAAUAUCUGUCGAGUUUACCUGGCGCGAUGGGGGAUCCAGGGGGCGUGGAUGAAGCAGGGCCCCGGCCGCUGGAGUAAGCCGGCGCAGGGUCCGAGCCCCGCUCAGCCUCCCUCCCCGGGAGCGGCGCCCCCAGCCCCUGCUGCCUCUGCCUCUGCGGCGCCCCCCUCCCAGGCAACACACGCCGUCAGAGGAGACAUGCUAAGCCCACCGCCGCUCAUGUCCUUUCCGAGCUCCUCUGCCUGAAAAACUUGCUGCCGUGCCUCGGGACGGGAGAGGGGAGAUUACAAAUCCACGGGCAGCUUCCAGAAGGAAAGACAUCCAGGGGACAGAAGGACCAGCCAAGUGGACAGUGGCUGGUGGCGCGGUGCUCACCUCUGUGUGACCCUUCAGCUGACUUAGGAAAUGAUGCUCUGCGGUGAAGAAGGGUGCCCAGGACAGCAGUCCAUAAGCAAUAUUCCCAUUGUAGACUGAGGGCACCAGAAAGACGUUGGCAUCUUUACCAAGGGACUCCUGGCAGCAGCCAGGCCAGUGCCACUCUGGCCAGACCCAAGGGAAGAAGGAUUACAAAUGGUUCGAGUCACCUUCCUCCGCCUCCCCAGUUUCCAGUAGUCACCAAAUCAAGCUUAAUGUAAAUGUCAGAAUAUG